Molecule: messenger RNA, 855 nt
Organism: Lodderomyces elongisporus
Lineage: Eukaryota; Fungi; Ascomycota; Pichiomycetes; Serinales; Debaryomycetaceae
Gene: VPS51
Product: Vps51p
Exons: 1
Coding region: 1-855 (284 amino acids)
Source: RefSeq, a predicted model, not a curated record
AUGUCUGUGCAGUCACCACUAUUAUCAUAUAAGAAACCAAGAAGAGAAUACCAAAAAGAUGGGACACCCUCGGCACCAUCAACACCCACUAUAGCCAAUUCACCAACUCUAUCUGUAUCGUCUUUAGCAUCCGGUGGCGAACAAUCUAAUCAAUCAUCACUACCAUCACAACCUGCGACACCUGUACAGCUGCAUGGGGCUCGAAAAAUAUCUAGUCGGCGAAAAGCACUACAGGAGUAUUACCAUCUACAACAAAAGAAAAAUAAUGCCACAAACAGCAACAGCUACGGCAACAACAAUACCAAUACCAAUGCAGAGCCUUUGACUCUGCUGACAACAGCAGUUGGUAACAAUGCAGAAAGUCACGACACUGUGUCUAAGAAUGAAUCUGGAUCAGAAAAUGAUACAAUUCCACACGAGCAAAAAUCUUUGCAUACGUCAGACAAUUACAGUAGCUUGAAAACCACGGAAGAUGUUGAAAGAUUUAUUCAAAGCUCAACACCUCUUGAGAUUCUCAAACUUCGAAAUACACUUCAGUCCCGAAUAGACUCGUCGUCUCAACAAAGGAAGGAAUUGAUGUAUGGACAUUAUAACAAGCUCAUUAAGCUUAGUCAAACAUUGGGCAAGUUUAGUGAGUCAACAGUGCAAAUACCUAUUGGUGGCGAUGGCGAUGGCGAUGGCUUUGACAAAUUAAAUGGGUUGCGGAUUUUCAAGACCGAUGCAAAUUCAGGCAAGAUGGUUGAAUUCGACAAGUACCUCAAUGAUUGUAUACUGGAGUUGAAAACGUUUAAUGAGACCAGUGUGAAGAAAAUGACGGGGCCAUUUGACAAUGUGUUGGAAAAGUUGAAUGAAUAA